UCAGGGAAAUAGAAACUUGCAGCGGUGCAGCAGGCAGGCAGGAACGGCUGACGUUGGACAGACCACCACGUCUUUCAGCUUCCUCUCGCUUGUCAGAAGAAGACCUGCAGAUGCGCCUGAGCAGUAGCCCUGCAUCACCUCAACUCCAUCGACAGACCAACUCCAGGGACAAGGACACUCAUGUCUUUUUGACGACGCUACAGGUGUUUUGAGUCGGAAGUCACAAUGCUGCCCGUUGUUUGUUUAGUGUUCGUCCUGGCUGGAACGGGGCAGGCCCAGAGUCAGAGUCAGACCCCCAGGCGGGACGGCUCUGCCACGCCGUGGCGGCAGGUGAUCCAGUGGGAGAACAACGGUCACAUGUUCAGCCUGCUCAACAGUGGGUCAGAAUACGUUCCGGCCGGGACCGACGCCCAGGACCGAGACCAUCGAAUAGUGGUGGCCGACACCCGCCCUCAGUUGCCCCGUAGACCUCAAGGGGGCAAUGUCCGUAGACAGGCACCCUCACAGGGAUCCUCUGAGACAAUCCGCGGCCAGGCCAGGCAUCCUUUCGGUUUUGGGCAGGUGCCUGAUAACUGGAGACAAACGUCAGGCUCCACAGGUGGGAUACCCUUCCAGCGUUCCUCCGGCACCCGGGUCAGACAAUCCACAGGCUCCUCAUCUUCCUACCCUUCAUCACCUUACAGCAUACCGUCCUACCCUCAGUAUCCCGUUCCUCAACAGCCCGCCUACCAACCUGUGCCCUUUGAGCCAAGUUAUGCGGAGGGACCAUACAGGAGCUACGAGCCACCCUUUCAGCCAGUUCCCGGAGGGGGUUUUGUUGGCGGAGCAUACGGCGGUGGCCAGGGGUACACCGGAGGGGGGUAUGGUGUUGCCCCGGUACUGCCUGGCUCACAACCUGAAUUCACAGAUGAUGGUUACCAUUUCUACCAGUCUUACAGCUAUGGGGCCAACCCUGGGGUGCCCCCACAAGCUGCCCAGCCUGUCCAGCCACCGUUCUCAGAUGGCCUGGACCGCAGAUACACCCACAGUCUGUACAAUGAGGAUCCCGCCGCCUCCGUCCCCGACAGCAGAGUGGACCAGCCAGGACCUGCUGGUCAAGCGCCUGUACGGAGCCCUCAGUAUGAGCAGUUCCCGCCAUUCGCAAGACCACAACCUCCCUUCCUACAACCUGUGCCACCUGGCAGAAACUCUCCAAACUCCGCCAUUGAGCAAACCAAUGUCGGGAGCAUAUACCAACAAGAGCAAAGAGGUUUGCCCGACCUGGUUCCAGAUGCCAAUUAUGUCCAGGCUUCUACAUACAUCCAGAGAGCUCGCAUGUACUCGCUGCGCUGUGCUGCAGAGGAAAAAUGUCUCUCAAGCUCUGCGUACGCACCGGAGACCAACGACUACGACGUCCGAGUACUGCUACGCUUCCCACAGAGGGUGAAGAACAAGGGCACUGCUGACUUCAUGCCGAACAGGCCACAUCAUACCUGGGAGUGGCACAGUUGCCAUCAGCAUUAUCACAGCAUGGAUGAGUUCAGCCACUACGACCUGUUGGAGGUCAGCUCAGGUCGCAAAGUGGCUGAAGGACACAAGGCCAGUUUCUGUCUGGAGGACACCACGUGCGACUUCGGACACCUGAAGCGGUAUGCGUGCACCUCACAUACUCAGGGUCUGAGCCCAGGCUGCUAUGAUACUUACAAUGCUGAUAUUGAUUGUCAAUGGAUCGACAUCACAGACAUCCAGCCUGGAAACUACAUACUAAAGCUCAAAGUCAACCCCAAAUUCCUGGUGAUGGAAUCAGAUUUUACCAACAAUGUGGUCAGGUGUAACAUCCACUACACAGGACGCUUUGUUACGACAACCAAAUGUCAGCUUGUGCAGUCUUGAUCAGGCACUGGAAGCCCAAACCACCACACAAGAGUGACCCUGACUGCUCUUCCAUUGGAAUGUGAAUGGAACUUGUUGGCUCGCUGUAGUUGUUUGUUUGUCUUUGCCGUUUUAAUUUCUUUUGCGCUGUCUCGGAUUUUGGGGACCUCACAUGGCGAAGAAGUGGGAUCCGCUUUUGGCACUGAUUCAAUUGGGUGGUGUGGGUUAUUCUAAGACAGGGGUGGCCAUGUACAAACCGUGGACCAUAUAUGCCCCCCCCAGGGUAGUAACUGUGAUUGCCUCAGUUCAUCAAUGCCAUGGUUUAAAAGCAAAUAUUACCAUAUUUCCUCAAGCAGUUGCCUCCACUCUAAUUGACGAUUCACGACAUUUAAUUGCUCCUAAAAUAGUUACCGUAACAACUUCAGUUCAUAGACGCUAUUGUUCGCACACAUUACCGUAUCUCAGCAAAUAAUGAACUCCACUUUUAAUAGAGGCCUCAUUUCUUUGCUGGGUGCCUCAUCCUCAAAAGAAAUAAGCACCUCUCCCCAGAUACUUACUGUAAUUACUCCGGUUUGUAGGCGCUAUUGUUCACUCAUGUACAAGAUGUGUCGAAAAGGUUCCAGUGCUGAUGUCACAAAAGACUACAAGUUUUCCCCUUUGAAGUAAUCCCCCAGAAGUCUCACGCACUUUGCCAGCCUUUUCUUUCACACCUUCAUGCCCUAGUGGAAGGAUUCUUCCGAGAUUCUCAAUCGUCAAGGCCAUACUGAUGUCAUCCACCUCUUUUUAACGGGUCCCCUUGAUGACUUAAGCUUAAGCUUCAUACGUUAAGCUUCAUACGGAGCCAGUCCGGUGAGUAGGGAGAUUGGUCCUGCAUGGCAAAUUUCUUCUUCUCUUCUCUUCUCUUCUCUUCUCUUCGUGAUUUGUGUUUGAGAUUGAUAUCUUUUGUGAAAUCAGUCCUGGAACUUUUGUGACACUUAGAGGAAUUGAUUAGUUACACAACUUAUGCGUCUGCCUUGCUUCUUGUUUCACUGCAUUGAUAAAAUACGGUAAAUCUCAGAUGUAUCACAUUAUCAUCUCACAAUCUCUUCAUAAAUAAAGCAUACUAGCGUAGCGAGGUUUCAGCCAUGUUUUUAGUUUUUUUUUUUUUUUUUACUCCGUAAAAUCCAAGUUUAAGUUCAACUUCUUCUCAGUCUAAGAUUCAGCAACAACCCACAUGUACGACAGCAACAGGGGUUUUAAAUGACACUUUUAGAUAAGAAAAUCCACUACUCACUAAGUUAGGUAUAUUCGGUUUUGGGGUGAAAUUUCAGGAUGAACCCAAAAUGCCUGAUACCCUUUACAGUUGAAUUUAAUUUGACCUCCGCUAAUCUUUUGAAUGCACAUGUACAACUGUUCAAUGUUUCAGUACUUUUUGCACAACUUGCUGUUCUCCAGCAGCUAAACGGCAAAAUUCACAUCAGAUGUUUAAUCCAUGAGUCGGCCAAAAUGUUUCCAAGGAUGUCCACCACUUCUAUGCCUUUCUGUGAGUCUUCCAGUCUCUGCAUGUCUGUUGCAACCUGAAUUUUGCUGUUCAGCUCCUUGUUAGAGAAGGUCAAAUUAAGUUUAACUGUAAAGGUUAGAGUGCAUUUAAGGUUUAUUGUGAAAUUUCACCCCAAAGCCGAAUAUCAGUUUUUCUGAGUAGUGUACAGUUCCUUACCAUCGCCAACUACUGGCUUGGCAUGCACAUUCCAAUGUUUUAAAAAGAAGCUCAACCUCAAGGUGCUCUCUUGUAAACAAGGCUCAUGAUUAUUGUAUGUAAGCUGUAUGUUUACACUGUCUUGUUCAACUUCCAACACUGGUCUGGUGGCACAUAUGGUCAUCGAUGCCUUUUUUUUUUUUUUUUUAAAGAAUGUAUAAGCAAAUAUUCCACUGAUGCAUUACUGACUUAAACAAUGGAUAGGUUUUGAAAUAGUUGUAACUAUUGCUUUUGUUCAGUCCAUGUGUUUUAUGGGUUAUCAGAAUUUGUGUGUGAUCUUGGGGGUUGAAUAAAAUACUACAAAUCAG
Molecule: messenger RNA, 3894 nt
Organism: Phyllopteryx taeniolatus (common seadragon)
Lineage: Eukaryota; Metazoa; Chordata; Actinopteri; Syngnathiformes; Syngnathidae
Gene: loxl1
Product: lysyl oxidase-like 1
Exons: 7
Coding region: 226-1872 (548 amino acids)
Biological process (GO): peptidyl-lysine oxidation
Molecular function (GO): copper ion binding; protein-lysine 6-oxidase activity
Source: RefSeq, a predicted model, not a curated record